Molecule: messenger RNA, 1954 nt
Organism: Aspergillus pseudotamarii
Lineage: Eukaryota; Fungi; Ascomycota; Eurotiomycetes; Eurotiales; Aspergillaceae
Product: DEAD/DEAH box helicase family protein
Exons: 2
Coding region: 83-1486 (467 amino acids)
Cellular component (GO): intracellular anatomical structure
Molecular function (GO): RNA binding
Source: RefSeq, a predicted model, not a curated record
AUCAAAGGAGCCUCUUCCUCCUAUAUUGAGCCCUUAUGAUUCUGAUAGUUCUCUGGAUCCUGACACUUUGCUACCAAAGUACAUGGAAUUGCAGACUCAGCUAUAUAAUCUUCAACCUGAAAUCUUUGAUAGGCCUAGGAAAGGGAAAAAGCCUACUCGUGAAAAUACUGCGCUUGAGACCAACGAACCCCGAGUAGCGAAGAUUCGCCGAAAGAUUGCCAGCAUUGAAAAUGAUGUCCUUUUCGACCGCACGGAAGCUGAGUACCGGUGGAAAGAGAAACUCGAUGAUCUAAGAAAGGAGGCGGCUUUUUUUAGGCAGAAUCCGCCCGCCGAGCAAACUUCCCUCGACGAGCCUGGAGCCAAAGAUCAGCCAGAGGAAAAGGUGGCGGAACCCAAGUCCGACGUGCAGCCGGUCGAUGACGAGGAGAUUGCGGAUCUCUUAGGGGGCAUGUUCCAAGCCGAGGAGCCAGCUUUGGAGACAGGUGUUAUUCUUGAAGAGUUGAACAAAGCCUCUAUCACGAUCCGUGACUUCGGUAAAUGGACUGGACUUAGCCCGCGACGAGUUUUGGAAGAUACAUGCAAGGCAAGGGAUACCAGCUGUGCAAUUAUUUUCAAGGACUUCUCUUCUGCACCACACUCGAACAGAAAAGCGGUAGAGGUGAGGUGGUCCAAACCACAGGAUGUACCAUUUCUGUUUGAAUGGGACAAAGUCACACACAAAUCUAGCGCUUAUGCCACCUUUGUCUCCAUGGACACGAUAGCAACACCAACUACACAGCAAGCGGAGGCAUUUGUCUCGAUGCUUGCUCUUUUUAUCCUGUUCCCACAGAAUUCGAAAGAGGGCAAGGCUUAUCUGCGGCUUCCAGCAGUGUGGAGGGAGCUCUGGACAGAGUUCGCGAGUGCGAAAAAACUCCAAGAAGAUGAGAUUGAUAAGAAGACAAUAAAGCACCUGAAGAAGCUGAUACAGGAGAAUCAAGGUAACUCUGAAGAUGAUGUGGUGCUAUCAGAUAAUUUUCGGAGAAGAAAUGGGACCUCUAGCAAGCCAGAGUCUCCAGCCAGGUUAUCCAAUGCAAGGGAAUCUUCAGGCCCUGAGUCUCAGUUGCAAAGGAUUUGGAUGGAGAAGUCAUCGACUCCUUCUUUCAAUCAUAUGAUACAAGGCAGGAUGAAUCUUCCAAUUUGGGCUUUCAAAAAUGAUAUACUUAACACUCUUGAUACCCACCGUGCGCUCAUCAUUUGUAGUGAGACCGGUAGCGGAAAAAGCACGCAGAUACCUUCAUUCAUCCUUGAGCAUGAGAUGACACAGGGCCGUCCUUGUAAAAUUUAUGUGACGGAGCCCCGAAGGAUCUCUGCUAUAUCAUUAGCGCGAAGGGUUAGUGAAGAAUUAGGAGAAAGCAAAAAUGAUGUUGGGACAGCACGCUCGCUCAUUGGGUUUGCUGUCAGGUUAGAGAGUAAAGUCAACCCGUCGACAAGACUAGUAUUUGCGUAGGUUCUCCGUCUGCAACUCGUUUCUGGAGUUUAUACUGACCCGAGUUAGGACAACUGGUGUUGUGGUGCGUAUGCUGGAACGCCCAGACGAUUUCCAAGAUAUCACGCAUGUCGUCCUUGAUGAGGUUCACGAGCGUUCUAUCGACAGCGACUUCCUUCUCAUAGUCCUUCGUCGACUAAUGCAGAGGCGUCCUGAUCUAAAAUUGAUAUUAAUGUCGGCUACCCUUGAAGCUCAAAGGUUCUCUAACUACCUCGGUGGUGUGCCUGUCCUUAAUAUCCCGGGACGAACUUUCCCUGUGGAAAUGAAGUUCUUAGAGGAUGCUGUGGAGAUGACCAAUUACCGACUGUCAGAGAAUGAUUCGAAUGCUAAUCUCGAUGAAGACACCGACGAGAUGGCGCCAGAGAAUUCCGAAGGUGAUACCACAGGAGGCAUGCUAGCGUCCCUUGAAGGUUAUUCUAAACAGACCAG